Leptinotarsa decemlineata (Colorado potato beetle) is the source of this 2750-nucleotide messenger RNA. It is a transcript of the gene P5CS, whose product is annotated as Delta[1]-pyrroline-5-carboxylate synthase. Gene Ontology annotation, cellular component: mitochondrion; cytoplasm. The record is from RefSeq and is a predicted model, not a curated record. Gene Ontology annotation, molecular function: ATP binding; glutamate-5-semialdehyde dehydrogenase (NADP+) activity; glutamate 5-kinase activity. Lineage: Eukaryota; Metazoa; Arthropoda; Insecta; Coleoptera; Chrysomelidae.
CGAAUCCAUAAUAAUAACAGAAACAGAAAUCCAUCUAAAAUUCACGUGUAAGCACAGAAUCGAUGGCCAGAGUCCGAACAUUGGAAUAAACAGUGUUUUCCAAAGGAAAACAUUUUCCAGUGGCUCCAUAACAGUGAAAGUGUGAACAAGUUGAAGUCGAUCAUUAAAAUAUUAUUGGAAUGUUGGGGCCAAGAUUGUUAGGAAUAUGUGGAGUUGGAAUUUUUCAAGUUCCCGUUCAAGUGGCUGCUCUUAGGCCAACAGUGCUAACUGGGCUCAGGUUUUCCUCAUCCAGCACUAGAUUAUGGACACCUGCUCAGGUGGCAUUCGAAAAAAAAGGAAUUCUAGAAAAAAAACAAUCAACUGUUACCGAAAGAAGUCAACUCAAAUAUGCAAGGAGACUGGUAAUAAAAUUAGGCAGUGCUGUCAUCACAAGAGAAGAUGAACACGGUUUGGCUUUAGGACGAUUAGCUUCCAUUGUCGAACAGGUAGCCGAAUGUCAACUUGAGGGCAGAGAGUGUAUAAUGGUGACCAGUGGUGCUGUAGCUUUCGGGAAGCAGAAACUUACUCAAGAACUACUUAUGUCCCUUUCUAUGAGAGAAACACUUUCACCGCUAGAUCAUACGAGAGAGGAUGCUUCCACACUUCUCGAACCUAGAGCAGCUGCUGCCGUUGGCCAAUCAGGUCUUAUGUCAUUGUAUGAAGCCAUGUUUUCCCAAUACGGAGUGAAAAUAGCUCAAGUUCUAGUCACAAAACCUGACUUUUACAACGAAGAAACUCGCAAAAAUCUGAUAAGUACAUUGACAGAACUGAUCAGCCUCAACAUCGUUCCUAUCAUUAAUACAAAUGAUGCUGUAUCACCACCUCCACAAGUUGAUGAGCCUAUUGGUGGUAAGGCUGGUAAAAGAGGGAUCUCAAUUAAGGAUAACGAUAGCUUAGCGGCCAUGUUGGCAGCUGAGGUUCAAUCUGACCUACUCAUUCUCAUGUCAGACGUAGACGGUAUCUAUAACAAACCACCAUGGGAACAGGGAGCCAAGUUUUUAGAUACGUUCACAUCAGAUCUGAGGCACACGAUUGAGUUUGGACAGAAGUCUAAAGUUGGCACUGGCGGUAUGGAUUCGAAAGUUAAUUCUGCCACGUGGGCGCUGGACAGAGGUGUUUCAGUGGUGAUUUGCAAUGGUAUGCUGGACAAAGCAAUAAAAACGAUAUUGUCCGGAAGAAAAGUUGGAACCUUCUUCACCGAGAAUACUUUGAGUGGUGGUGUCCCUACGGAAGUGAUCGCAGAAAAUGGUGGGUAUAGUUUUGGUUUAUUACAGUACAUUAUAUUUGGGUAUUGGAAAAUUAUAUGUUUCAAAUCUGCCGUUGGACUGAAACAAAUUGCAGACAGCAGUCACAAUAAUGUCGGAAGGGUGCUCAGGCGGACCAAGCUUGCAGAUGGCCUCGAAUUGAAACAAAUAACAGUACCUAUCGGCGUACUCAUGGUCAUAUUCGAAUCGAGACCUGACUCUUUACCGCAAGUUGCUGCUCUGGCAAUUGCCUCUGGAAACGGAUUGUUACUCAAAGGAGGCAAAGAAGCUGCACACAGUAAUAAAGCCUUGAUGGAACUGGUGAAGGAGGCUUUGAACACCGUAGGGGCAACCGAAGCUAUUUCGUUGGUAUCAACAAGAGAAGAAAUCGGGGAUCUGUUGUCAAUGGAGCAACACAUUGAUUUGAUCAUUCCAAGGGGCAGUGGAGAAUUGGUUCGCAGUAUUCAAGAUCAAAGUAAACAUAUACCAGUCAUGGGACAUGCUGAAGGUAUUUGUCACGUCUACGUGGAUAAGGACGCCGAUCUAUCAAAAGCCGUUAAAAUUAUUCGCGAUUCGAAAUGUGAUUAUCCAGCAGCUUGCAAUGCCAUGGAGACCCUUUUGAUUCAUCAAGACCUCAUGGAAGGAGAUUUUUUCUCCGAAAUAUGCAACACCUUCAAGAAGGAAGGGGUUCAAAUCAAUGCAGGGCCCGUUCUAAAUCAACUUUUGACUUUCGGCCCUCCUCUGGCUAAGAGCAUGAAACAUGAGUACGGUUCUUUGGAGUGCUGCAUUGAGGUUGUUAAGAAUAUGGAUGAAGCCAUCAAUCACAUUCAUACCUUCGGAAGUGGCCACACUGAAGUAAUCAUUACCGAAAAUAAGGAAAGCGCUGCCACCUUCCAGAAAAAAAUCGAUAGUGCUUGUGUUUUCCACAAUGCUAGUUCAAGAUUUGCGGAUGGAUUCAGAUUUGGACUGGGAGCUGAGGUUGGUAUCAGCACUGCUAGGAUUCAUGCUAGAGGUCCUGUUGGUGUUGAAGGACUUUUGACCACCAAGUGGGUUUUGAAUGGGGUUGAUCACGCCGCAGCUGACUUUGCGGAAGGCGGAGAUCGUACCUGGUUACAUGAGCCUCUACCUGUCGACCAGUAGAAUCCUUUUGAUGUUUUAAUUGAGAUAUAAAAAUUGUUCAUAGAAAAUUUUUGCCUCUUUAAUGUUUCAAUUUUUUCACAAAGUAGCAAUUUUUUUGUAACAGAAAAUUCAAUUGUUGUUUUCAAGUAGUAAUUUCAUAACAUUAAAUAUCGACAGAUACCAUUUGGAGAAAAUUAGAAAAAUUCCUUUCAAAUUCACAGAAGUUCUAGAUCUAUUAGUUUAUUCACAGACAUUCUGCUUGAAAGGAUGUAUAUUUGUAUAUUAUGAAUUGUUCUUAGUGUAAUUUAUGUAAUUUCCCAUGUGAUAAUAAAUUAUUUUUACUUAUAA